This is a messenger RNA of Balearica regulorum gibbericeps (East African grey crowned-crane), 1710 nucleotides long. Lineage: Eukaryota; Metazoa; Chordata; Aves; Gruiformes; Gruidae. The record is from RefSeq and is a predicted model, not a curated record.
CUGGAGUCGAAGGCAGGCAAAGGCAUCGCAGAGCGCACGCUGCCGGACUGGAAGGUGGCAUUGAAGAGGGAGCGCGAGGAGCACCAGCAUCUCCUAGCCGAGUCCUACAGUGCCGUCAUGGACCUCACCAAGCAGCUGCAGAUCAGCGAGAAGAACUGGAACCAGGAGAAAGUGGAGCUGCUGGCCCGCUUCAAGGAGGAGCAGCAGCAGGCAGAGCAGCAAGCAAAAGACCUGCAGAACAAAAUCAACCAGUUGCAGAAAGGAGCCAACCCAUGGGCAUUGAAACACUCCGAAAUGGAGAAGCACAGCAGCAACUGGAAAGAGGCUCUCAAUGAAAAAAUCACAGACAAAGAGACAAGCUCUGAAGCAGAAGCCAAGGGAACCAACCUCAAAAGGACCAAGUCCGUUUCCUCCAUGUCAGAGUUUGAAAGCUUGCUCGACUGUUCUCCCUACCUCCCUGGAAAGACCGCGCCGGGGCUGGGCGACCAUUCCCGGGGCAAAAAGGCAUCCGCGGCCGCCCAGCUGCUGCCCAACGGGAUCCGGGACAGCACCGGCCUUCCUCCCUCAAACUGUACAUAUGUGAAUAUUGAGCAACCGAAGCAAAUGCAGAGGAGCUACACGGCGCCCGACAAGACGGGGAUCCGCAUCUACUACAGCCCGCCGGUGGUGCGGCGGCUGGAAGCGCCUCUGGUGCACAACAAGGAGGGGAAGAUCAUGAUUGAACCUGGGUUCUUGUUCACCAUGGCCAAGCCGAAGGAGCCGGAGGAGUCGGCCAGUGCCGAGAGCACCUACAGCCAGUGGCUCUGCAACUUCUCCAAGCAGCAGCGGGAGCUGCUGGACGGCGGCACGGUGGAGAGCGCGGUGCCACCAGUGCCCCGCUUCCCCCCCUCGCUGCACGACCUGGAGAUCUCUGGCAACAUGAGCGACGACAUGAAGGAGAUCACCAACUGCGUGCGGCAGGCCAUCCGCUCCAGCUCGCUGGAGAGGAAAGUGAAAAGCGCCUCCAGCCAGACGGUGGGACUGGCCCACGUGGGGACACAGACCAUCCAGACAGUGAGCGUUGGCCUGCAGACGGACCUGCCGCGCGGCAGCGGCGUGCACGGCAAGAGCUGGUCCCCGCGCAGCUCCUCCCUCGUGUCCGUGCGCAGCAAGCAGAUCUCCUCCUCCCUGGAUAAGGUCCACUCCAGGAUUGAGCGGCCGUGCUGCUCCCCAAAAUACGGCUCUCCAAAGCUCCAGAGGAGGUCUUCCUCCAAGCUGGACGCCUCCAAGGACAGGAGCCUCUGGAACCUGCACCAGAGCAAGCAGAACGGCUCUGCCUGGGCCCGCUCCACCACCACCCGCGACAGCCCCGUCCUCAGCAACAUCAACGACGGCUUGUCCAGCUUGUUCAGCGUGGUGGAGCACGCGGGCAGCACCGAGUCCAUCUGGAAGCCGGGCUGCCCUGAGAGCAGCCGGGCCAAGCCUGAAGCACCCAAGUACGUCCUCGUGCAGGAGUUCUUCAGGAACGUCUGCGGGCGGGCACAGAGCCCCACCGCCCCUGCGGAGAAGAAGGAGUCCACCGGGGAGGAGGGCAGCAAGAGAGCCGAGCACCCCAGCCCAGCCACCCACCACCCGGCUGAAAACAUCUCCCGCAUCUUGAACAAGAAAGUCCUCAAGCAGAGCAGCUGCGAGGACCCCAAACCCUCGUCCCCCGGCCAGGGGUGUAAGGAC